Messenger RNA from Lates calcarifer (barramundi perch), 2952 nucleotides. RefSeq lists its product as uncharacterized. NCBI's taxonomy places the organism in Eukaryota, Metazoa, Chordata, Actinopteri, Centropomidae. The coding region runs from base 131 to 2803 and encodes 890 amino acids. The record is from RefSeq and is a predicted model, not a curated record. The transcript has 3 exons.
UACUCAAUACUCAUAAAGGAUUUAUCAUCAAUCUCACACUUUCUUAUGUGAAUCAUAUUUAACCCAUGCAGGGGAGAAUUAAAGGGAAAUACAGAAGAAACAACCUUAAGUUUUUCAAAGGCUUGUCACCAUGGAAACAAGAUAUCCCAGACCCAGCCCUCGAGGUCUGGUCUCCCAAGAUGAUAGAGGUUUGUGGAUGAAGAUGGACUCCAGCCCUGCGACAGACCACACAGAGACCCGAUCAGUAACCUCUAGUGAGAUGUCCCAAGAUAAAACCAAAGUCAAUCGUCCUGCCCAUGCAGUGCUAACCAGGCACUACAGUAUGAUGGAAGAUGAGGGCGUAGACGAUGUCUUCAUCCCUCCACCUCCUCCAUCCUCUAUGGCUACUUUGCUGCCAGCAGAGGGCAGCACAGGUGCGAUGGUCAAUAAUUCCAGUGUGACCCCUUCAAAUGGGGCAGCUGACGCCACAGAGGCUAAAGCUAAUCCCAGCAGCUUAGACAGGCAUCAUGGUGAGAAGCAGUUAAUGGCAACACAGAACAAGGUGGAUGAAGUGAGAGCAAGUACAGCACAGACUUCUAAGGAGUCUAUGGAUACCAUAUCUCUGUCCGCCAACAAGGACCCCACUCCAACAACAAAUGAAGACCAAACAUCUAUGGAGGGCACGGAUUGUCUGAUGGAAACAUACCAUGAUCCAUCAGGAAGGCACCAUCAGAAUAACACUACCAGAGACAAAGAAUCAAAUGAGGAACCUGGGGAUACUGCAAUUUGGAGGGAAACUGAUGCGGAGAAAGAAAAAUACACAAAGGAAAUACCUUCAAACAUCAACAAAAUCUCUGAAAAUGAGACACAUUUAGUUAAAGACAGUGACCAAAAAAAAUCUGAGGAUAUCUGUGGUCUUACUGAGACAGAUUCAAAAUUAGUUACAGAAAAUAUCGACUGCGACGGUGUGGGAAUAAGCGUACCACCGGUAUCUGGACUCAGUAGGAAAGAUGAUGGUUUAGAGCCCUGUGGGCCACCAGAACUCUGCGAAUACACCCAAAACAAGACAAGCUCAGAAACACAGGUACUGGAGACUACUGCAGAGAUGAGCAAUGAUGACCAAGAGCAUGUUAAUACCAGAUCUUUUAAUUAUAACCUCACAAAGAGUGACUGGGUGAGGAGAGAGAGUGGCAGCAGUGAAAUGCAAAUGCCCCAACUCUUCACCUCCGAAAGUUCUGAAGAGACAAUGAUAAAGGGAGAGCAGGGAGAUGGAAGCCGGAGAAUAGCUACUGAUAUCCAACAAGGAGAACAACUGCUUCACCGUCUGCAACUGGUGCAGCAACGACAGGAUGUACAUACGUCAGAGAGCCCUUCCACUACCCAGCAGGUUGCCAAAGAAACAAGAGGUGUGACAGAAGGAGAUAAUUUGACAGUAAGAGAAGCAAAUCUUACAGGUGGAGAUGAGAGGGAAGAGGGUAGAAUUCACACUGUUAUGGGCGAGGGAGCAGAGACAAACCUUAUGGAAAAGGAAAGGAAUGAAAAGAACGAGAGUAAAGAUGGUGAAAAAGCAAGGACGUCUUUGUCUGCAAUGCCCGAACAGGCAGAGGAUCUGAGGAUUGCCAGAACAGAGGCGAAUAACUCUGAUGAUGACCAAAGUGACAGCUGGGUGCCUGCAGAUUUGUCUCAAGUUAACCCCCAUGAAAACACAGAAAUUCCCUGUCUAUCUUCCCGACACCGAUUCUCAGCUGCUGAAACCUCCAUGGAGAAGAAAAUCCAAGAGGCAGCCCAGGAGAAGCAAAAUCUGCAGAGAGCUGGGGGUAUCUUCAAUCUUGCAGAUAAUCCAGAUGUACUGGAGAUUCCCUUUAAGACCAAUAUCUCACUUGAGCCACUACCCCCCCAGGUUGACCAAGGACAAAGCAGCGACUGGCAGUUCUCAGAGCAGAAGAUGAAGAAAGAGAUAAGUCAGGAGAUUCAGCGAGAACUGGUGCUGGUCAACCAGGGGAAGAUCCCAGGGGGGUACAGCAAAGGGGAGGUCCGUCAGUUAAAGGAGACAAAACUGCUGUUUGAGGCUUUCCAGCAGGAUAACACAGAGGGUCCAACAAGGCACAGGAAACCCCCUACCACAACGAUAAGAGGUCAUAUUUAUCCCUCUGUUCUGGAGCGUACGCGUAGCCUAGAAAUGCUUUCCCUCAAAAGUUGCCCCGUUUCCAGAGCACAUUCCCUCAGGCUGUAUGAAUCUGCAACCUCUGAGAGGGAGAAAGAUCCUGAAAUCCUAAGAUCUAAGAGCCCAACUGGGGGUUUACGGGACAAAACACGUUUAUCCCCUUACCCAAAACAAGACAAACACCUGCGUCUGUACAGAAGCAUGGACUCCAUAAGCACUGAUAUCUCAGCUGUAGAGACCAGGAACAAAACAAGGGAGGGAAACACAAGACAAGGCUCUCCCAUCCUCAAACACAACCCCUUCUUCAAGCUGCGUCCAGCCCUAGCUCUACAGCCUGAGGUAGAGAAAGACAUCCGAGAGGCCAAAGAAAGAGAGGAGGAGCUGCGCAGACAGAGAUGUACUCUGUAUGGAGAGAACAGGCACAAUACUCAAGAGGAAGAAAAGUCACGAUUCACAGAGACGAUAGUACCAGAUGUCAGAAAACAGUCCAGGGGGAAACUGGAACUGGUCUGGCCACCACCCUCCAAGAAUGACCAGAUGAAAUCUGAGCAGACACAGCAGGAGCCAAAAGUUCACAGAGCAGGAGGUCAGAAGGCUCCUCUGUGGCAACGCUGGGAGUCUGGCCUGAUCAACGGGCAGCCAUCAAAGGAAAAGGACUGAUAUGGGCAAUCUUGAUGUCUUCAACACUACACAUAAAAUAUCUAUGAUCUGCAAUGCCAGAGCUGCACAAAUCUAAGUGGAGAUGAAUCAGUUUAGCCAAAAUAUGGUAGCUCCAGCAUAAAUUCUCUCUGUCUCUGCUAACUCUGCUU